Symbiodinium necroappetens is the source of this 1575-nucleotide messenger RNA. NCBI's taxonomy places the organism in Eukaryota, Dinophyceae, Suessiales, Symbiodiniaceae. The record is from the annotation of a GenBank genome assembly.
AUGGCGUCGGCAUGGCCACAUGCCACGUCGCGAUGGCAGGCAGUGGCAGCUUUGCUUGCAGCCAUUCUGGCCGUCGAAGGCCCGAUGCGCGCACAGGCAGUUGCCAUGCACGCAGAGGCAAGGGUGGCGGGUGGCAAUCCCAUCCGCAAGAUCAUAGACAUGCUGGAGACCAUGCGAAACAAGGUUCAAGCAGAGGGCGACGAAAAAUCCAAAAUAUUUGACAAGUACCAGUGCUAUUGCAAAUCUACGUUUGCAAAGCUGACAUCGCAAGUGGAUCAGGUGAAGACCGGCCUUCCUCAAUUGCGAUCACGCAUCCGCGAAGUGGCAGCUUUACAAGCAACGUUGGAAUCCGAAGUUGCCCAGCAUAAGAAGGAUAGAGAUGAAACAAGAAGCACAAUGGAGAGUGCAUCAGCUUUGCGAAAGAAGGAGUCCGAAGCUUACUUGAAGGAAUCGGCGAGCGAGAAGCAAACCUUGGAUUCUGUGAAAGAUGCCAUCGAGGCCAUCGAAAAGGGCCAAGGCAGCGCCUUCCUGCAGACGCAGCGUGCUACGGUACUGCGAAGGUUGUCCGUCUCGGCCGUCGUUGGCCCAUAUUUGCACAGCUUUUUCGUUUCUGAUCAGCACCUGCGCUGCAACUCUGGUGCGGACAUGUUGAAGGAGAUUUCCGACAACGUCAAAGAGUUGGUGAAUCUGGAGAAGCAGCGCAUUUCGGAGCACGAGAGCCUGCUCGAUGCUAAACAAAAAGAAGGUGAGGCAGCAACAAAAGCCAUGGAAGAGAAGAUGCUUCGGCUCGGUGAGCUGAAGGUGGAAAUGCAAACGGUAAAGGAUGAUAUCAAGGACAAAGCAGACAGUGAAAAAGAGAGCUCUUCCUUUUUCGCCGAUCUCAAGAAAACAUGCGACGAAAAGCAGCAGGCAUGGAAUGCUUAUCAAUCAGCUCAAGCAGAGGAGCUUCGGGCCUUGACAGAAACUGUGGAGUUCUUAGAGAAGAACGAUGUACAAGGUGCGGUACGUGGAGCAAUGUACAAACCAUCAUUGAUGCAGAAAUCUCCGAUGUCCGCAGUACCAAUCUCUUCCCGAUUCAUGUCCGAAUCCAAGGAGGAGCGAGGGAAUUGGGUCAGCCUCCUUCAGAUGAGCGCUGGAAGUGCAGACGAGGCCUCCCGCAGCCAGAAGUCUGACUACGCCGAGAUGGCUUUGCGUGGGAGUCGGCCAGGAUUGGAAGUCGCGAUCCAAAAACUUGACGAGCUCCAUGAUGUUCUGGACACGGAACAAGCAUCAGAUGAGGAGCGCCAGCAGUACUGCCAAAAAAAAUUGGGGAAGGCGGCCAUGGUCAAGCAGAACAAGGAACGAGACAUUGAGGAUGCGACGACCAUCAUGGCAACUUACGAGAACGAGCUCAGCACCGUGGUUGACGAGAUGAGAGAUAUGGAGAAAACCAUGAAGGCGGGACCGCCGGAGGGCGAGGGGUUCGGAUCCGGCCUGUCCUCUGCCUGGAACUCCUCCGCUCCGUUACCUUCGCGCAUUUGGAAUAUUUCUGCUCAGGCCCGACCCGGCUUCGCCGCCCCCGGUCGUGGACUCUAA